UCACCCGUUUCGUUUUUGGCUCUCUUUCAUUAGUGUUGGUUUUUAGAUUCCUCCUUGCUCCCUGUCCGAUCUCUUGCUAAAAAUCAAAUUCUACGCUUUUACAUCAAAAUUCUCAUUCACUUCCUGCUGCUGGUCUGCUGCUCCUCCUUCCUCUAUGCUUCGUCACUGCGACGUCCUUCCCCUACAGAAACUAGGGUUUCAGUUUUUCGCUUCCCUGACCUCUCAAUUGUUCAUGGUUCCCGCUACUCUUUCCACCUUCUGAAUUGUCAUUUCUUUGGAGUCCGUCGAAAUCAAGCAACUUUCUUCUGUUCCAAGUUUCUCAGCUGCUGUGGUAGCUGACCAAAUAUUAGAAUCUUGCUGCUAAAUUUGGCGUUUUCUUCAGCCGUAUCCAGUCUAUCUUCGGAUGCAACUCGGAUUUUCGGCUUCUUGCUAGAGUUUAGCUAAUUUACGCUUGUGUUGUUGAGAUUACGGUUUCUAUGCUGAAUUACGUCAAGUUGCUGAAUUUCCGUUGUUUUCAUCUCUAUUCGAUGUUUAUCUUUCCUGAUUAGGGCUUUUUCGGGUGAAUUAAGAGGAAGCUGUUGUUGUAGUGGAGUUAGGGUUUCCGUGUAUAAAUUGCUGAACUUUUUUGGAGUUUCAAGUGUUAUUGCUUGGUCUUUCAAGUUCUGUGUUGUGAAAUAAGAUUGUUUGGAAGCUAAUGACUGUUGUUGUUGUAGUGAAUUUUGGGUUUUUAUUAGCUUUUGAUUUGUAGGUGGAUUUUAGUUAGUAUAAGUUUUAGCAAACUCUGGAGAGUCUAUUGUGCUAAAAACUGUUUUUUUUUUUUUUUUUUUUUUUUUUUUUUAUAAAUUAUUAUAUGCGUAAGAGAUGUUUUAUUCACAGUUUAUAUUGGCCAAGAAAGGGCCUUUGGGGACGAUAUGGAUAGCGGCUCAUUUAGAGAGAAAGCUUCGAAAGAACCAGGUUGCGGACACUGAUAUUGGUAUCUCUGUAGAUUCCAUUCUUUUUCCUGAAGUACCAAUUGCACUUAGGUUGUCCAGUCAUCUUCUUCUUGGUGUGGUGAGGAUAUAUUCUAGAAAGGUGAACUACCUUUUUGAUGACUGCAGUGAGGCUUUGCUGAAGAUAAAGCAGGCUUUUCGCUCUACUGCAGUUGAUUUACCUCCUGAAGAAUCAACUGCUCCAUAUCACUCCAUUACAUUGCCAGAGACUUUUGAUCUUGAUGAUUUUGAGCUGCCAGAUAAUGAUAUUUUUCAAGGCAACUACAUUGACCAUCAUGUCAGUACUAGGGAGCAGAUUACUCUGCAAGACACCAUGGAUGGUGUUGUUUACUCCACAUCACAGUUUGGAUUGGAUGAGCGUUUUGGUGAUGGUGACACUACUCAAGUUGGUUUGGACCUUGAAGAGGAUCUCUUCUUAGAUAAGGUUGCAGCAAGAAAACAUGAUGAAAUUUCUGAAAAUGAUGCUCAAACAUCUGUUGAAUCAAUGCCACAUCCAAAAGUGGAAAGGAGUCACGAAGGGAUGGCUGGAUCUUCAAAAGACAUGCCAUUUAAUGGUAGUAGAGAAAAGAUUGAAGGUCUUGCUGCAAAUUUGGAAGGCAUUGACUCUGCGCAGGCUCCAUCUACCCCUGGAUUGAUGGAAGAGCCAAAUGUAUCAAGUGUCAAGGAAGUUCUGGCAUGUGAUGAUCACUUAGAAUCAGAAGAUCAUAAUUUAAGAAGAUUUUUAGGAAUAGAGAGCUCUGAAAAUGCAUACAAUAAGUCAGAUCUUCAUGAUAGGGAUGGUGCUAUAGAUUUGUCUCUAGGUGAUAAUUCAAAUCAUAAUUCUGUUGUGUGUCUUCCUACUGGGGAGAGCAGCCAUCCUUCUGGCGACUUGGAGGUCAAUCAAACAGCAUUAAAGGGAGAUUUACUUUCUACUUCAGUGACUACAGAACAUAUUUCAUCAGAUUGGACUGUUAGUGGACUGGAUGGGUUGGACAUGGUAGAAGAUGCAAGUAGAGUUGUUUCAUGCAAUAAUGAAGAGACUGUACCCUCUGUAGAUCGAAUGAAUGGGGAGUGUGAAGAAUCCACAUCAAUUAGGUUGCGAGAAACUAAUGAUGGUGAAAUCUUCAAGAACAUGGAAGAUUCACACUCAAAUGAGAAAACUGUAGUGUCAAAUGUCGUCCAUUUACUGGGAUCACCUAGUGCUCCAAACUCUGUUAAUGUUGAAGGUCAGGGUUGUCAGGGAUUGGAGGAUCCUAAAGCACUGAAUGACAGUGAUUAUAAUGAACGGAUGCCACCUGCUUGCACAGGUGUGCUCUGGACAUGCAAUGCCCAUUUGAAUGAGCCUGAUACAUUAUCUUGUGAUGUUCGUAAUUCUGCGAUUACUUCUGACUUGCAAUCAGCAGGCAUUGUACUGCUAUCAACAGAGUCACUUCAAGGGGAGGAAGAAUUCCAUGCUUCAGGAACUUCCACUAAGGUGCAAGGUCAAGAAUGCCAUGUGAUUGAUGUUGUGCAAUCAGAGGAAAAGUGGAUUUCUGAGCCCACUUUAAGUGGAGAAAUUCAGGCAGAUGGAGAAAAGCAAGAGGAGCAACUGGACAAUGCAAUCUCUAAUAAUCAGUGUUCGGAUUUGAAUAGCUCCAUGACUUCUGACUUGCCUGCACCUGAAAAGUUGCUUUUUGCACCCCAGAGGCUUCUGAAUAGCCCACAUGAUUUACUAGUUGAGACACCUGACAAAGAAGUAAGAGGCGAGGGUGAUGAAAGUGGUGCGCAAAUUGAAACAUCUGGUAAAAAGCGUGGUUUUGCUGAAAGUUGCCUCACGGUGCAAAGUAUAAAGUCAGUGGAAUCAUUUGACAUGACCAGAUCAAAGAGAGCUGUAGAUUCUGUUCCUGAUGAUGAUGACUUGCUCUCUUCUAUAUUAGUUGGAAGAAGAUCUUCAGUUUUGAAAAUGAAGCCCACUCCACCCAUACCUGAAGUACGAUCAGUGAAGCGUGUCCGUUCUUCUUCUCGAUCUACUGCAUUGAAGAGAAAGGUUCUCAUGGAUGAUUCAAUGGUUUUGCAUGGCGAUACUAUACGUCAACAAUUGACCAACACAGAGGACAUACGUAGAAUGCGUAAGAAAGCACCUUGUACACGUACUGAAAUUUUGAUAAUUCAGAGGCAAUCCUUGGAGGAGGAGAUCUUCUGUGAACCAGUAUUAACUGGCAUAUUACCGGAACUGACACAUUUGAACGGUGAAGCAUUUGAUUUGAGCCGAAUCAGGAUUUCUGAAAAUGAUGACAUUAAUAAUAAUGCUUUUCUGGAAGCAUUGAGUGAUGAAGAUUCUGCCAAGCAAAAUGUUAUCCUACAUAAUGAAAUUGAAGGUUCCACAGAACCUGGUAGUUGCAGAAGUAACUUGGAUGGACAAUCCUCUGAGACUCCCAUUCAGAAUGAUAAUCACCAGCGUCCUGGCCUCAUUGGCUCCAAUGAUUUUGUUAAUAAAGAGCACAUAAAUGGUAUCACUGAUUCAGCUGGUUACAGAACUUCCGAACAUGAAUAUAUGGGAGAAAUUAGUGAAAUAGUAACUGAUAACGUGAAUGCUAUAGUUGUUGAUGCCGGCACACAUGAUUCUGCUCAGGGGUUGAUCACAUGCCAAAGUGAGCCAGUGCCUAGAGAUACUUUUGAAAUGGCAACUGGUACAGUUGAUCGGUCAGAUAUAAUGGACAAAAUGUUUGCCGCUGAUGAUUUUGUGCAGAUGGAAGCUUCAAACCUACCAUCUGAUAAGAUUGAUACACGUCUGGUGGAGGAAGUUAUUUCUUUAAGGGACAUGGGCAUUGACAGAGGUUUUGAUGGUGUUGAAGUGCUAGACCAUUCUGCAGAGCAAAUUGUUGCAAUUGGAACUGAAUUGGGGGCAGAAGGAAUACCGCUGGAUGAAAGCAAAGUUGGUACAUCAAUGGAAGUAGGAGAUUUCCUGGCAGAAGGUUCUGCACAUAUUGAUGAAGCAGAUAGUUCUCUUGCUAAGGUACCUUCUGAAACUGGUGGAUGCAUUAGCUUUAGUUUAGUAAAUGUGGACCAAGCUUUGGACGAGAUUGGAAAUGAUAAGAAUGGGACUCGUAGCGAAGAUGGAGGCUUAGCUGUGACAUCAGGGUGCAUUGAUGUUAAGGACCAAAUCUCUAAUCAUUUGUGUAAUGACGAAUCUGAAAUGGAUUCUGCAUGCAUGAUAGGACCUGAUGGGGAUUUCAAAAGCACUUCCAUGAAUGGAGAUGAUACAGUAUGUCAACAGAUUGAUCAUCAGAGCGCCAUGGAUACACAAAAUACACCGCUUGAUCAUGUUACUACAGCUUGCGAUGAUUUUCAAGAUACUGCUUUUGCGAAUAAUACAGAGUUCUUGAAUGUAGAUGGUGAUGAAAUGGGUGAAGAUGAUGAGGAAGGUAUGCCAAAUGCUGAAGACACUCGCCUUCUUGAGAACAGUGGAUGGUCUUCUCGCACCAGAGCUGUUGCCAAGUACCUUCAAACUCUAUUUGAUAAGAAAGCAGGACAUGGAAAGGUCCUGUCGAUGGACAACCUACUAGCUGGUAAAACACGCAAGGAAGCAUCGAGAAUGUUCUUUGAGACAUUGGUACUUGCAACAAGGGAUUAUGUCCAUGUAGAACAGGCGAAGCCUUUUGACAACAUUAAUAUAAAACCACGAGCAAAGCUAGUCGAAUCAGACUUCUGACCUCUUAGGUAGGAAGACGUGCAUUUGAUAAAAAGUACAUGUAGUCUUAAGCUUGGCUGAUGUUUAGGCAUGCUGGGUUUUGUUUUCCUGCUCUGUUUUGGUCAUUAGAUUCCCCCCACCACCGCCCCCCUCUCCCUCCGCCAAAUUGCUUUUUUCCCCUUUUUGAUUCUGUUUAUGUAACUGGUAGAUGAGUAAUGGGGCAAGGCUUCACAUGUCACCAUGUUUAUAACAAAAUUGUUGGAAUGUAGAUCUGUUGUAAAUAUGUAAAAGAUAUUAUCAUUUCCAGGUGUACAUGCUAAUUUAAAUUGUUUGCGUGUACAAGAAAUAAAGUAUUUUUCUUAA
Molecule: messenger RNA, 5001 nt
Organism: Manihot esculenta (cassava)
Lineage: Eukaryota; Viridiplantae; Streptophyta; Magnoliopsida; Malpighiales; Euphorbiaceae
Product: sister chromatid cohesion 1 protein 4
Exons: 15
Coding region: 862-4659 (1265 amino acids)
Biological process (GO): mitotic sister chromatid cohesion; synaptonemal complex assembly; replication-born double-strand break repair via sister chromatid exchange
Cellular component (GO): cohesin complex; synaptonemal complex
Molecular function (GO): chromatin binding; protein binding
Source: RefSeq, a predicted model, not a curated record